This is a messenger RNA of Schistosoma spindalis, 3617 nucleotides long. The record is from the annotation of a GenBank genome assembly. NCBI's taxonomy places the organism in Eukaryota, Metazoa, Platyhelminthes, Trematoda, Strigeidida, Schistosomatidae.
GAUAAUAUAUUCCGCUUUAUUUGAUUAUUGACCUUAUGUUCGGUUUACAUAACUUACAAAUAGAAAUCGGCAAGUCUUUGAGCGAUGUCAGGUUUUUGAUGUGUAAUGUUUGGCAAAAUAAAUGAGUGUUUCAGCUAUGUCUGAGUCGCCCACCACUAACACUGAUGAACGAUUUUUUUUUACUCAUUAUAGAGACAACACAUCUUAUCGUAGUUCUUCGUUCAUCAUAUGAAACGCUUUGAGAUCUGUGGAUCCGCGUACAACUUUUGCUGUCAAUAUGCUAGGUUUAGUGUACACAUGGCUGUGCCAAUUAGAUAUAGCAUUAUCGACAUCCUGUAACUUGUUAUACAAUUGGGAUGUCUGUUUAUCAGCCAAGUUACGUGUUUUCAGUUCAGUAGCCCGCUCUGUAUUAAUAUAUCACCGCAAAACAGGGUCCUCUGAGGCAUCCAACAUGCGUAGGUUAUAGGAUUUUUAUCGCUGGUGUCUUCGAAGCAUUGAUCACUUUUCAUGGAACAGCAGAGUAAAGAGUCUUGGUGUUAAAUACAGGGUACUAAGCAGACAAGGCGAGUCAGUUGAUGAGGCUGUGUGUAUUCACAAACUGAAGUAGUUGGGAGAUAUUAUUCAUGGCCAACCAUUACGGAACACGACGAUUAAUGUCGAUUGGAGUAGGAGUAAGUUGGAACAAAGCCAAGAGUUGUCGAUUUAACUAAGGAACUUUUUCACGAAGUCAAUAACUGUUGGCUUAUGAAUAUCAGUCACAUUGACUACUUAGGAGGUAAUGUACUAAAUUUCAAAUGAAUUGCAGCGGUUACACUUCAGUAAAUACAAAAGAUUUCAUCCCUACAAACAUUCUUUUUGUUCAGAUGCGCUAUGUAUCAUUCAAAAGGACUAUAGAUUUCGCGUAAUUUUUUUAGGAUUUCAAUCUCUUAUUCAAUGAAAAGGGCAAAACAAGAAAGAGAACUAACAGAUGAAGAGCGUAAUGUCGUGAUAUCAGUACGUCAUUGUGCGCGAGAAUUGGACGAUGUCUUACAGGGUGCACGUAGAAAAGCCCAGUCGAAUCCCAAAGUGUUUGCGGAGACAGGAAUUAGUGUCAUGUUUAGAGGUAUUGACUCUUAUGCGGACAUGUAUGAAAAAUUGGGUGUGAAGUCAAGAGAUGGAUUAGAAAGAUUAUUUUCUAAAUUUUCUGACUGUGAAGAAAUUCAGGAUACUCAAGAUGCGAUUGAAGAAACCGAAGGAAACUGGAGAAAUUUUCUAGUUAAUCUUGAUAAGGAGGUUGCACGUGAUGAGCAUGAAAAUAGUAGAGUUAAUUCAAUAUCUAAACCCGAGAACCUUUCUGAUGUGAAAUGUGAUUACUUAUUCUUACCAUCACUACCACUUAUUGACUGGCAAACCAACCGUGAGGUUAAUCUGCAAGAUUAUGUCCAAAAAUACUUGUGCCUUGUAGUCAUCUGUCAACCUGCGUACUGGCCAGAUACUGCUGUUCGUUGGCGUUAUUCAGAGGUAUCAAAAGCCCAGUGUGAUCUAUCACAAUUCAACGUUGGAUACGCAGUUGUUACAUGGGGCCCAGCAGAUGAAGUGCGGAGUUGGUGUAAACAAGUUAAUCGAAUUACAAAAUGGCCAGUUUUAUGGGAUAAAUCAGGCGAUUUUCGAGCUAAAAUUGGAUUUAAAUCAGGCUUACAACGUGUAUGGGCCGCUGAAAAUCUGGAUUUCCUUGGUUGUCAACGUUCAAUGCAUCAUCGUCCGAUAAAUCUACCGCCAACUAAUCUCAAUUGGUCAGAAUGGAAACAAAUCGGUGGCGAAUUAGUUUUAGCUCAGCCUGUCUUAUGGAAUCCACAAAAGACAAUGAAAUCUAACAUAUAUGUAGCAACGCAAACAGGUGCAAAACAUGAGCGCAAUACUAAUGAAAGUGACGAAGAAGAAGAUAGAUCCAAUGAAGAAGACUUGCACUCAGAAUCACUUAAAGUAUCAAUUAGAGAGGCUCUUCGUGAUAAAGAAGCGAUGAGUUCAAAACACGUCAAAGUUUGUGCAUUGCACCUAAGUACUCGUAUUUCGGAUCUCAUGCCUUCAGGUUCGAUAUAUCAAGCUGCUUUAACUUGUUAUGCUCGUACACACAAUACUACAGAAAGCGAUGUCAUGGAUAAAAUUAGGAGAGAUCGCAGAUUUUCUACACCACCUGAAUCAGCUCGAUUACAGUACGAAGCAACUACCGGUUUAUAUUAUGACCCAGAAACUGCUUUGUAUUAUGACCCAUUAAGAGGUUAUUUCUAUGAUUCAACGAAUCAAAUGUAUUACUAUUGGUCUCAAUCUGAAGGACGAUAUAUCUUGGCCAAUACAUUGAUUCAAGCUGAACUUGCUGCUGCGCAUGUAGCUCAAGCAGUAGCAGCCCAAGCUGCCGCAGACAAAGCUAUGGCAGAGCGAGAAGCUGCUAAGAAGGCGGCCAUGUGUGUAGCCGCACAAUUGGCAGAGAUACGUGCGGGUAAAGACGAUUAUGCUGCCUAUGCGUAUGCAACAUGUGUAUUACCUCAACAAGAACCAAGUGGUCCAGAUUACAAAGAAAAAUCUACGGACAGUGGUAGAUUUUGUAUCGCUUAUCAAAAUACAACAGCCGCUGCAAAUAAUAUAGAAGCAUCACUAAAAGCAUGGAAUACAGGCAAUACUAACAGUGGUACUGAGAUUUUGUCGUCUAAACCUCUUGUCCCUUACACAGAUGACAAUACAGAAACUGAUCAUUGUACUUCAACACCGCCACCUCCAGGAUUGUAAAUAAUCAUACUGUAAAAAACACGACAAACCCCCAUGUCAUUGCUUUAGUCACAUUGCUCCACUCACUAUACAUUUGGCAUUUUUGCGUAUUAUAAGCUGUACACUUGUGCGGCGUAUUUAAUUUUGUGUUUGUACAGCAAUAUUCUGGGUUUAAAGAACUUUGUAAUAUUUUACUAUUUCUGUAAAGCAUAAACUAUUCUAGUACAUAAAAGAAUGAAGUUGAUGUGACAACAUUUGCAUGUCAUGGUAACUAAAGCGUCCUAUGAAUAAGGGUAGGCGAUGCUGAACGACUUAAUGCCGCCAGCGUAGUUACAUGAACACAUAUUUUUCGUAAAAAUUACUGGCAUGCUAUGAAAAUGCUGCGUCAUCUUUUUUAUCAACUGAGCUUGGUUCUUUCUUCGGGCAGAAUCAACUUUAAGCGGCGAGUCGGACUUGUUAGUUUUUAGGGAUUUUGAAACCAGUUGGAGAUUCAAGAAACAUUGCAGUAAAAAAACAUUUGUAAUCUAAUAACGAGGAGAAUGUGCACACUAGGAGGCAUAAAUACCCCUAUCACACGAGAUAAAAAUAAAUAAUAACCUAUUGGUUUGUAUUUUUAUUUGUCAAGUCUUUUUUUGAGACAUAAAUUAUUGGCAUUUCAUGAAUGACAAAGCCAGGAAUUUUUAGUAUAUCAAUCAAUCUUCUCGUUGAGAGUACUUCCACAUAAUUAUUCUGAAGAGUUGUUGUUGUUUUGAUAUCUUUGCUUACUUGUUCAAUACCAUUUUCUUGGACAUGUACAUAGAAAUAAAUCUUGGCAUUGGAAUCACAAGAUCGGCUUGUUUUGGAAUGUAACCAUGAUGAAACUUUUCCAAAAGGAG